Pimephales promelas (fathead minnow) is the source of this 3121-nucleotide messenger RNA. RefSeq names its product interferon regulatory factor 4a (gene irf4a). Gene Ontology annotation, cellular component: nucleus. Gene Ontology annotation, biological process: immune system process; regulation of transcription by RNA polymerase II. NCBI's taxonomy places the organism in Eukaryota, Metazoa, Chordata, Actinopteri, Cypriniformes, Leuciscidae. Gene Ontology annotation, molecular function: protein binding; RNA polymerase II cis-regulatory region sequence-specific DNA binding; DNA-binding transcription factor activity, RNA polymerase II-specific. The record is from RefSeq and is a predicted model, not a curated record.
AUAAAAUGCCAUUUAUUCAUGCAUCUUACCCAUCUUUUAAUAUUUUAAAUUUUGUGCUACUAAAUUGGCAAAUGUCCCUGUUCAUUUUUAUAUAAUGACACAUUGGCUGAUGCAUAAUCAUCCAGAAUCUGCUAAUAUUAUAUCUAAUAUGCUCCAGUUACCUUGUUCUCAGCGCUGUUGUUUCGCGGGCAGACAGCAGGUGGCGGCAUAUUCAACACUCGCAACACAAUGAUAUUUGAAAUGACUUGAGAUGAAACGCUUGAUGAAUUUGAUAUGUCAUAUCGUAUGAUAUCGUAUGCUUCUAUUAUUUUAGGGAUUAAACUCACCCCGAGCAGUGUACGACUCUGUCUUUCUGUAAGUGUUUUGAAAAGUCACAAUUACUUUGCCAUUAGUCUCUGUUGACGGGACAGUCUUGUUCCGUGACUGCUGUGAAUUUCCUCAAAGAAACCUACAUAAACAAACAUCAAACACCAGGAUAAUUCUGAUGACGAGUGCUGGGAGAUUUUCUGGCAUAUUUUAUCGACAUUAUUUUUGUUCCAUCGUGUGUGUGUGUGUGUCUGUGUAACGUUAUAUGUUUGUCUCGGACGAGGGAUUUCCCGUAUGUUGGAUGUUUAUUCUUGCGGUUAUUCGUGUUUCUCUGAAGUCUUCAUCUCUUAAUGUUGCUGGAGGGAGAAACACGCUUCCACGUAAUGGUAAUGCUCCACCCAUCUCUCCACCUAGUGCAAUUUACAUUAUUUAAGAAUAGAAACACCUUCCUCUGACAUGACUUGAGAAGUGUCGCCUGUGAAAGUAAAGUCAAGCUGUCUGCAUUCACUAAGACAUGAACUUAGAUGGGGACUGCAGCAUGUCAGUCAGUUGUGGGAAUGGCAAACUUAGACAGUGGCUCAUCGAUCAGAUUGACAGCGGGGAGUAUCCUGGCUUGGUUUGGGAAAAUGACGAGAAAAGCAUUUUCAGGAUUCCCUGGAAACACGCGGGGAAGCAGGACUACAAUCGCGACGAGGACGCGGCGCUCUUCAAGGCAUGGGCUCUGUUCAAAGGCAAAUACAGGGAAGGCUUGGACAAACCAGACCCUCCAACGUGGAAGACGAGGCUCCGCUGUGCCCUGAACAAAAGUAAUGAUUUUGAUGAACUGGUGGAGCGAAGCCAGUUAGACAUAUCUGAUCCUUACAAGGUCUACAGGAUAAUACCAGAAGGAGCAAAGAGAGGCUCUAAGGCCAGUAGUAUGGAGGACAACACGGCACACGUGACUCCUGUUAGUUAUCCCAUGCAUUCUCCUUAUACCUCUCUACAGCCUCAGAUCCCAGGAUAUAUGCUCCCCCAGGAGAGGCGUGAUUGGAGGGAAUACAGUGCAGACCAGCCUCAUGCCCAGACGCCUCACGCGGAGUUACCGUACGGCCAGUGUCCGUAUCCCCCGACUCGCUCCUUACCCUGGCACGCAUCACCCUGUGACAACGGAUACCAGGUAUCUGGCUCCUUCUACUCCUACUCACCGACAGAAACCCAUCCAGUGGCAAUAGACCCCAGUAUGAGAUCCGCUGAAGCCAUGGCCAUUUCAGACUAUCGGCUGCACGUCUCGCUGUACUAUCGCGAGUCACUCGUUAAGGAAGUGACCACCAGCAGCCAUGACGGUUGUCGAAUCUCGUCCUCCUCGUCCCCGGGAUCCCCUUCGUCCCCUUCUUCUCCUUGCCCAGAGGAAAGGCUCUAUGGUGGGGCAGAGCCUGUGCUCUUUCCCUUCCCAUACCCUCAGUCCCAGCGGCGCGGGGCUGAGAAGCUGCCCAACAUCUUGGAGCGUGGCGUUCUGCUGUGGCUGGCGCCGGACGGGCUGUACGCCAAGCGCCUGUGCCAAGGCAGGGUGUAUUGGGAGGGCCCACUGGCACCGUAUGCAGACAAGCCAAACAAGCUGGAGAAAGAGCAGACCUGCAAGCUGAUGGACACGCAACAAUUCCUGUCAGAAUUGCAGGGUUUCAUCCACCACGGCCGCCCCAUGCCGCGCUCUCAGGUGGUGCUGUGCUUUGGGGACGAGUUCCCAGACCCCCAGCGGCAGAGCAAAAUGAUCACAGCUCAGGUGGAGCCCAUGUUUGCCAGGCAGCUCCUGUAUUUUGCAGGCCAGACCAACGGUCACUACUUGCGCGGAUACGAGCUUCAGAGUCACGGUGCUUUACCUGUAGAAGAGUAUCAGAGGAGCAUCCAACACUUGCAAGACUAACCGUCACAUAGAAGAGCUCAUGUUCCCGGAGCCAGCCAAAUGGAGGAUCAUUAACAUGGCAAUGCAGACUUGAAAAAUCGUAUUGCAAUUGCCUGACCAAGUAACCACUUUCACAUCCCUAAAGCUACAAACUGCUCCUCGGACACAGUGAUCAUACAUUGAUUUUCAUGAUGAUCAAAGUUGCUGGUUUUGGCGGUCCAAAACUCUGAGAACACAUGGGAGAUCUGAGAUUCUUGGUCAGAAUAGGAUCAUCAGGUUUUGUUCAUGUCGGUGGUCAUGAAAGCGAAACAACAAAAUUUUAUUAGAAAAGUUCAGCUUUUCACUCAAAUCAUCAUGCUUUUGUAGUGAAACAUGUUGUAUUAAAUUAGAAAAGAUAAAGCAGGUUUUAAUGGGCCAAAAGUAACAACUACAAAUGUAACUAUUUUUCUCUCAAAAUAUAGUAAGAAUUGUUUGUUAGUGGGUCAAAUAUUUUUGAUAAAUCGCUGUAUAUUUGCAUAGAUUUUCUUUUUUCCAGUCUGUAUUACACUGCUUUCCUAACACAGUUCUCUAUUUUUCUCAUUGUUUUUUAACUCGGCGACAUGAGUAUUUAUAUUGCAGGCGUGUAGGUGUCUAAAUGCAAAGCCGAAUGUACUGUAUAGGUGUAUAGAUAUCUUGAAUGUAAUCAAAGUAAUUAUUUCUCUGAAUGACAUCUGACAAGAAGUUAUAUAAUGCUAAAUACUAAGAAACAGUUUGUGGCUGUGCGUGUGUGUGAUUGUUAUCUGCCUUCGAGUAAAGAUCUAUGUUGCAAAUGUUAUCAAUUCAAAAUCUGCUUUUAGCCAGUGUACUGUGUGUGUGUGUGUGUGUGAGAAAAAGAGUGUGUAGUGUGUGUCUCGCACGAGAUCAGGUAACUGCCCACAAAACUGUGAUGAUGUCAGA